UCCGGUAUAAAAACCUUUGUUGUUAAUUUUUCUUAGCCGGCCAAGUAAGCUCUUUCCAAUCUUCGAAGUGGGACCCUGGACGUGUGCUCCCCAUCAUCCCUGAGCCGCUGCCACUAGAAUGUAAUCCGGUCAUUCCAUCGUAACUCCUGGUUCUGCGGCUUCUGCCUCAUCACUUACCCACAAGUCCACAAGCUUCUUCCUCGUCUCUCUCACCAGCAAUCUCAAGUUUUCUUUUCCACCCAAUCUCAGAGAAUGUCAUCAGCUGUGGUUGCAGGUUCCUCAUCUUCAUGCUCUACACUCUCCAGGAACCAUUCUUUACAAACCACCCUAUCCAACCCUAUAAAAUCACUAAUUCCCACCCAAAACCAGAAGAGUAGCUUCCAAGGCCUCUCACUUCAAGAUGUCAAGAGGGGUCUCUCAGCUUCAUUCAUAGCUGACAAAAAGAAGGUCGAUUUAGGAUUCAAGAGAAGAGCCCUUGAGAUUGCAGCAAGAAGUGCAGGGGCUACCAAGAACAUUGAAGUUGAAGUUGACAAACCCUUGGGUCUCACAUUGGGUCAAAAACAGGGUGGUGGUGUUGUAAUUACUGGUGUGGAGAAUGGGGGAAAUGCAGCAAAAUCAGGGCUUAAGGUUGGGGAUCAGGUACUAUAUACCAGUAGCUUCUUUGGAGAUGAACUUUGGCCGGCUGAUAAGCUAGGGUUUACAAAAACUGCAAUCCAAGCAAAGCCUGAUUCUGUCUACUUUGUUGUGAGCAGAGGUGCAGAGGUUGACGUAAAACGAUUGCCGAAGCGUCCAGCACCGCCUCGUUUUGGUCGAAAGUUAACUGAAGCACAAAAGGCUAGGGCAACUCACAUAUGCCUUGAUUGUGGAUUUAUUUACUUCUUACCAAAACCAUUUGAAGAGCAGCCGGAUUCAUAUGCAUGUCCACAAUGUCAAGCACCAAAGAAGCGAUUUGCACGAUAUGAUGUAGACACCGGAAAGCCGAUUGGUGGUGGGUUGCCUCCAAUUGGGGUUAUAGUUGGGCUGGUGGUUGGGAUCGCUGGUGUUGGAGCAUUGCUUGUAUAUGGCCUUCAAUAGUGCACUUUACUGCCAUUCUCAUUUUCUGCAAGAUAUUGCUUAACUGGGUCUAAUGACAAUCAUUUCUAUCUGAAUUUUGGCU
This is a messenger RNA of Macadamia integrifolia, 1156 nucleotides long. RefSeq lists its product as uncharacterized. The transcript is spliced from 6 exons. The record is from RefSeq and is a predicted model, not a curated record. Bases 253 to 1074 code for a protein of 273 amino acids. Gene Ontology annotation, molecular function: iron ion binding; protein binding. Lineage: Eukaryota; Viridiplantae; Streptophyta; Magnoliopsida; Proteales; Proteaceae.